This is a messenger RNA of Aspergillus melleus, 462 nucleotides long. Its product is annotated as putative ubiquitin conjugating enzyme (UbcB). The transcript is spliced from 3 exons. The record is from RefSeq and is a predicted model, not a curated record. Lineage: Eukaryota; Fungi; Ascomycota; Eurotiomycetes; Eurotiales; Aspergillaceae. The coding region runs from base 1 to 462 and encodes 153 amino acids.
AUGGGUAGUCAGAAGCGAAUCGCCAAGGAGCUAGCCGAGCUCACCGAAUCUCCUCCCGAUGGCAUCUCCGUCGAACUGGUCGAUGAAUCGAACAUCUACGAAUGGAAGGUCUACAUGGAGGGACCUGAGGGGUCACCAUACCACAAAGGCCGCUUCCUCAUGAAACUCAGCCUCCCCACAGAAUACCCCUUCAAGCCGCCCGCCGUAUCCUUCGGAACGAAAAUCUACCACCCGAACGUGACCAACGACGAAAAGGGAAGCAUGUGUCUGGGGAUGCUCAAGUCGGACGAGUGGAAGCCUAGCUCGCGCAUCGCUGCGGUGCUGGAGUUUGCGCGCCAGUUGCUUGCGGAACCUAUGCCUGAUGAUGCGGUCGAGGGGCGUAUCGCGGAGCAGUAUAAGAAUGAUCGGGCGAGGUAUGAUGAGAUCGCGAGGGAUUGGACGAGGAAGUAUGCGACUGCGUGA